UUCCCUCAUGUGGAUUAUUUUGUAUUCUGUAAAAAUAGUUUGUAAAUAUACAGUAAAAACGCAAACGAACGUCAAUUUCACAGAAUCACAGCUUUUCAAGCCAAUCCACCAACACUUCGCCUGCUAGCUAAAUUGGACGCUUAGCUAAGUUUGAAUGCUAAGAGGAACUGAAUCCCGUGACUAGCCACAAGCUGUCCGGUUAGUAAGCUGACGGUAUACGUCCCAGUCACAAGGAUUUUUUUUUAAAAGAAAGAAAUGACAAUGAAGCUUCUUUUAUAAAUAUUAUACAUUUCGCCAGCAACUUUCCAGUUUUCAGUAAUGCCAGAUGGACUUGUUACGAGCAGGCCUCUGCAGAAUGAGGCUACAGGUAUUGACCUGCAGGUUCCACAGUAUCAGGAGGUGCGGGGUCCCAUGAUGACUGGCCACGUGGAGUACCAGAUUGUGGUGGUCACCCGCCUCGCACCCUUUAAAUCUGCUAAACACAAACCAGGGGAUGUUGUGCAGUGUGUGGUAUCAAAGAAGUACAGUGAAAUUGAUGAGUUUUACUCCAGCUUGAUUGCUCAGUAUCCCAGCAUUCAUCUGCCUCCCAUGCCCCGCAAAGCACUCUUUGUUGGUGAAACGGACAUCCGUGAACGGCGAAUGGCCUUUGACGAACUUGUUCGCUUUAUUUCAAAACAUCUGACUCUCUCUACCUGUCCAGAGCUAAUGGAAUUCUUAGGAGCAAAAGGUGCGAUUCAUGAUGUGAGGGGCGCCAGUUUCCUUGACUUCGAGGAGAAGAACGAUGAAGACGAUGGGUUGGAUUUCUUUGGAAAAGACGAGGUACCUACAUCUCAGCCUGACCGAGUAAAGAAGCCGGCAAAAGUGGAAAAGGCAACCAAGGAGGAGGAAGAAGAGGAAGAGGAAUUGUUUGACCCUUUAGGCAGUGUUAGGUCUAAGAAGCCUAAGCCUGCCAAGCCAUUACCAAAGCCUGCAGCUAAACCCAAACUCUUACUGUUUGAUGAGGAGGAUGAUCCAGACAAGGAGCUUUUUCAACCUGCGGUAAAGAGCAGUAAUGUGAAGUUGUUUGAAGAUCAGGAUUUAGGUGGAACUGUCUCUCUUGGAGACUCUUUGCUGCUCCCUAAUGCCUACCAGAAAAGUGAAGUUACUGCUAAUACAAAACUAGAUGAAGAUGUGGAUGAUCUUUUUAGGGUGGACGAGGAUUUGGACAAAUUUUUAGCAAUCAGUAAACCAGUGAAACCAAAACCAGCUGUUGCCUCGAAACCAGCAGUUAAAGCCAAGCCAGCAAUUCCACACAAGCCGUCCUCUGUGGCACAGUCUGCCCAAGUGCCUUCUCAGCCUGCUGUAGUCCAGGCAAUGGAUCAGCACGACAUCCUAAAGUACAUCCAACAGAACGAGGCUGCGGACAGUGAGGACCUUUUUUAGGUUGUUGUUCAGGCAAAAACAUACAGUUUUCAACUGUUUCAAAUGUUUUCAACUUAUUCACCUCACAUUCGAGGUCUUAAUAGUUUCCACCGAAUUUUUUCACAUAGAUCCCAAUUAUGCAGCACAGUAAUGCACUAGUGUGCAUCUUUACUGAGCUCCAAUAAUAAUCUUUUUACCUAUUUAGAAAUUCUAACAUUAAUCAACUUAUAAUGUGUCAUAUAUAUAUUGACUGAUGGUAAGAUAUCAUUGUAUGCCAUUCUGUGAUAUUACAAAAUGAGGACUCGGAAUGAUGGAAAGUUCAGAUGAAAAAAUAAAUAAUUUUGACAGUAUAUGCACUCAUUUUGACAACAUGGCACUUUUCCAGUUAUUUACAUUUGUACAUUUGCUGAUUUGAUUUGCUGUUAAAAAUAAUUGUAAUCCUUUAAUAAAGAAAACACAAAAGAUGUUAUUAUUGUGGCACACUUUAUAAUUGUUUAUUUGUGUACAACAUGUAGGUUUUGUGGAAAAGUAAUUUUUAUUAUUAUAUGUUUACGUGAAUAAACACCUACACUUUGUAGAAUUAAAUAUG
Silurus meridionalis is the source of this 1990-nucleotide messenger RNA. It is a transcript of the gene hs1bp3, whose product is annotated as HCLS1 binding protein 3. The record is from RefSeq and is a predicted model, not a curated record. The coding region runs from base 319 to 1422 and encodes 367 amino acids. Gene Ontology annotation, molecular function: phosphatidylinositol binding. NCBI's taxonomy places the organism in Eukaryota, Metazoa, Chordata, Actinopteri, Siluriformes, Siluridae. The transcript is spliced from 7 exons.